Messenger RNA from Pseudopodoces humilis (Tibetan ground-tit), 1946 nucleotides. It is a transcript of the gene MFSD12, whose product is annotated as major facilitator superfamily domain containing 12. NCBI's taxonomy places the organism in Eukaryota, Metazoa, Chordata, Aves, Passeriformes, Paridae. Gene Ontology annotation, biological process: carbohydrate transport; regulation of melanin biosynthetic process; pigment metabolic process involved in pigmentation. Gene Ontology annotation, cellular component: plasma membrane. The record is from RefSeq and is a predicted model, not a curated record. Gene Ontology annotation, molecular function: symporter activity.
AUGGCGGAGCCUCCGCAGUCCCCGGCGGCCCCGGCGCUGCCGCUGCGGGCGCGGCUCAGCUUCGCGUGCGGGCACUUCCUGAACGACGCGUGCUCGGCGCUGUGGUUCACCUACCUGCUGCCCUUCCUGCACGCCGUGCUGGGCUACGGGCACGGCGCGGCCGGCGGGCUGCUCCUGGCCGGGCAGGCGGCCGACGGGCUCUGCACGCCCCUGCUCGGCUUCGAGGCCGACCGGGCCCACGGCUGCGGCCGCUGCGGGCGCAGGAAGGGCUGGCACCUGGCCGGCACCACCUGUGUCCUUGUGUCCUUUCCCUUUGUCUUCAGCCCCUGCCUGGCCUGCAGGGAGAGCACUCCACAGUGGGCAGCCUUCAUCUACUACCUCCCCUUCAUCGUCAUCUUCCAGUUUGGCUGGGCAGCCACGCAGGUGUCCCACCUGGCCCUCAUCCCCGAGCUGGUGAGCAGUGACCAUGGGAAGGUGGAGCUCACGGCUUUCAGGUAUGCCUUCACCGUCAUGGCCAACAUCACUGUGUACGGCCUGACCUGGCUCCUGCUGAACUUCCAGACGGACAAGCCCGACCACAUGGAGCACCUGGGCCCACAGGACAUCCCUGUGUUUCGGAACUUGGCCCUCAUCGUGGUGGGGCUCGGGGCCGUGUUCUCCCUUAUCUUCCACCUGGGCACCAAGGAGAAGCCGUACCCACCAGGGGUGCUGCCCGAGCCAGAGGAGAGCACCCUGCUGCUGCACAAGGAGCCCUCGGGCCCCCCGCGCCCACUGCUGCACUGGAAGGACUGGCUGCUGGAGCCCUCCUUCUACCAGGUUGCAGUGCUCUACAUGGCCACCCGCCUCAUCGUCAACCUGUCCCAGACCUACAUCGCCAUGUACCUGACCAACUCACUGCUGCUCUCCAAGAAGUACAUUGCCACCAUUCCCCUAGUGAUGUAUGUCAGCGGGUUCCUCUCCUCAUUCCUCAUGAAGCCUGUGAACAAAUGGAUUGGUCGGAACCUGACUUACUUUGUGGGCAUCCUGGUGGUCCUGGCCUUUGCCUCAUGGGUGACCCUGGCCAGGCCGAUAGGAGAUGAGAUCUACGUGCUGGCAGUGCUGCUCGGGGCCGGCUCGGCCACCAUCCUGGUCACCUCCCUGUCUAUGACUGCAGAUCUCAUCGGCACUAACACGCACAGCAGCGCAUUUGUCUACGGUGCCAUGAGCUUCACGGACAAGAUGGCCAAUGGCCUGGCUGUGAUGGUGAUCCAGAACCUGCACCCCUGCCCGACUGAGCUGUGCUGCCCUGCCUGUGUCGACUUCUACCGCUGGGUGAUGGUGCUGGUCACUGGCGGCAUCGCCAUUGCUGCUGUCACCGUGCUGUGCUGCAUCAUGGUGUGGCCCAUCCGGAUCCGCUACCGUGCUGUCAGCCUGCAGGGGCUGAGCUGUGCUAGGACCCCUGAAAGUGGCACUGGGAGCGCUGAGGGAGAGAGCCAGAGCAGCGCCAUCAACUGAGCGGGCCUGUGUCCCUGGCCACCAUGUCCUCAGGGCUGUGUCCCUGGCCACCAUGUCCUCAGGGCUGUGUCCUCAGCCACUGUGUCCUUGGCCACUACGGUGCCACACUCUGAGUCUGGAGGGUCCCCUGCACUGGGGGCCACUGGGCUCUGGGGAGGGGGGUGACCCCCACCCUGUCUCCUUGCACUGGACUCAUAUUCCCACUAACUUGUAUUCCCAUGAACCCUGGACUCAUGUUCCCAUCCUGGACUCUCGUGUCCCAGACCCCACCGGGCUGAUGAAGGCUGUCUUUGGUGCAGUGUCACCGGUGCAGGGUCACCUGUCACCUCUCACCUGCACAAUGAACAUUGCCAGGCCGGGGCAGCCCUAGAAGAUGAUGGGGCACCCGGCCCGAGGUUUUAAUCUGCUUUUGUAAGGUCAAUACGUACAAAGGGCACUUUAUAAAGGAGGAG